AUGUCUGUACCGUACGACCGCGCCUACGAUCUGCUUAGCAACAGCAAGGAUGGCCAUAUCUCCGCCUCACAGCGCAUUCCCGUCAUCGCGCGGCCUUUCGUCAGUGAGAGGGCGGCGAAGACACUCGACCUUGUAGAGAAAUUCGUCGAAGAAGAGUGCAUCCCCGCCGACGCCGUAUACGUGCGCCAGAUCGGCCAGACCGUCCAAGAGCGCUUCUCGUCACAUCCAUCCAUCAUCGAGGACCUGAAGAAGAGGGCACAAGAGCUUGGACUAUGGAACAUGUUCCUGCCCAAGGCACACUUCAAGGAGGGUGCUGGCUUCAGCAACCUGGAGUACGGCCUCAUGGCUGAGUACCUGGGCAAGAGCCGGACAGCCUCCGAGGCUGUCAACUGCGCUGCUCCUGAUACUGGCAACAUGGAGGUCAUUGCCAAGUACGGUACUGAGGCACAGAAGAGGCAGUGGCUGGACCCGCUGCUGAAGGGCGAGAUUCGCUCUGCGUUCUUGAUGACGGAGCCUCAGGUUGCGUCGAGUGAUGCUACCAACAUUGAGAUGACUAUCAAGAAGGAUGGUGACCAUUACGUCCUGAACGGUCAGAAAUGGUGGUCAUCCGGCAUUGGCGACCCUCGCUGCAAGAUCUUCAUCGUCCUCGGAAAGACCGACCCCAACAACUCCGACAAGUACAAGCAACAAUCCGUCAUCCUCGUCCCCAACACCACCCCGGGUGUAACCGUCCACCGCAUGCUAUCAGUCAUGGGUUUCGACGACGCACCCCACGGCCACGGCCACGUGACGUUCGAGAACGUCCGCGUCCCCGCCAGCAACAUGGUGCUCGGCGAAGGCCGCGGCUUCGAAAUCAUCCAGGGCCGUCUCGGACCCGGACGUAUCCACCACGCUAUGCGCAGCAUCGGUUCCGCCGAGAAGGCGCUAGAAUGGUUCCUCGCCCGCAUCAAUGACGAGCGCAAGAAGCCGUUUGGCGAGCUCCUCAACAAACACGGCAUCAUGCUCGAGCGCGUCGCGCGCUCCCGUAUCGAAAUCGACGCAGCCCGCCUCUCCGUCCUUAACGCCGCCAUCAAGAUCGACGAAACAAACGCCAAGGGCGCGCUCAAGGAAAUCGCCGAAGUCAAGGUGCUCGUCCCUGAAGUCAACCUCAAGGUCAUCGACUGGGCUAUGCAGGCCUACGGCGGUGCGGGUGUGAGUCAAGAUACGCCGCUCGCGCAGAUGUGGUCAAGUGGCCGCACGAUGAGGAUUGUAGAUGGGCCGGAUGAGGUGCAUCUGCUGCAGCUGGGUAAGAAUGAGAAUAAGAGGGGUCUUGCGCAUAAGGCUAGGAUUGAGGCGCAGCAGAAGAAGGGCGAGGAGCUGUGUAGGCAGUAUGGGAUUGAGCCGAGGGAUCCUUUGUACCUUAACAGGACGAGUGGGGAGGCUAGUAAGCUGUAG
Molecule: messenger RNA, 1434 nt
Organism: Alternaria novae-zelandiae
Lineage: Eukaryota; Fungi; Ascomycota; Dothideomycetes; Pleosporales; Pleosporaceae
Exons: 3
Coding region: 1-1434 (477 amino acids)
Molecular function (GO): oxidoreductase activity, acting on the CH-CH group of donors; flavin adenine dinucleotide binding
Source: RefSeq, a predicted model, not a curated record